Molecule: messenger RNA, 980 nt
Organism: Culex quinquefasciatus (southern house mosquito)
Lineage: Eukaryota; Metazoa; Arthropoda; Insecta; Diptera; Culicidae
Product: DNA repair protein XRCC3
Biological process (GO): double-strand break repair via synthesis-dependent strand annealing; t-circle formation; resolution of mitotic recombination intermediates
Cellular component (GO): replication fork; Rad51C-XRCC3 complex
Molecular function (GO): four-way junction DNA binding; ATP-dependent DNA damage sensor activity; ATP binding
Source: RefSeq, a predicted model, not a curated record
UUGGGUACAAAACAUGUUUUUAUGUUGUUUACUAAAAUUUAUGUUGCACACAAAGCCACCCAGCUCAGCUGAUUACACAAAUUUAACAACCCAAUGAAAGAAUCAUCCGAAACGGAAAAUAUAAAUGGAUUUCUCAACGCAAAGCAAGCACUGACUGCCCACCCCAACCGAUGGCGCAAGCUCCGCUUCAACGUCGCCUCCUUGGAUCGUCUCCUGUGUACCGGCGGCAUAAGCGCGCGUGGCGUCGUGGAAAUCUCCGGCGAUGCCGGUUCCGGCAAAACCCAGCUAGCGCUCCACCUGGCGCUGACCUGCCAACAGCAGUGCCCGGAACGGCGCGGAGUGGUCUACAUCAGCACCGAGCACCCGUUUCCGUCGAAGCGGCUUGUCCAGAUGGAACAGGCACUUCGAAAUAGUAGUGGUGUUGGCCACGAGGUUGGGAAAUAUUCCGACAACAUCUUCGUGGAACAUUUGAACAGUCCGUCCGCGCUGGAACAAUGCAUCACGGAUCGGCUUCCGGUGCUGCUGGAAAACAACCCGAUCCGUCUGCUGGUGAUCGAUCCAUCGCGGCCGUCUAUCGCGGCCGUCUACGCCGACGAGGAGGACUACGUCGAGCGGGCGGAAUCGUUCCGUCGGUUGGUCCACUCGCUGCACGCCCUCCAGGAGCGGUUCGAUUUUGUCACCGUUUGUACGAACCAGGUCCGGGCCGUGGUGGAUGAUUACGACGGCGAGGAGAAGGUCAUUCCGGCGCUAGGGCUUGCCUGGGGCAGUUUGGUGCACACCCGGAUUCAGCUGAGGCGGAUUAUGGGGACGAACCGGAGAGUCUGCCAACUGGUGUUUUGUCCGACGGCGGAACCGGCCGAGUGUUACUUUGUCAUCGCGCAGGCAGGGAUUUUGGAUGCGAAUUAGUACUACGAGAGAGAACGACAUUUUUGUUUCACAGUUUUUUAAUUGUACAUUUAAAAUAUAGAAUUUACACGUAA